Molecule: messenger RNA, 2359 nt
Organism: Annulohypoxylon truncatum
Lineage: Eukaryota; Fungi; Ascomycota; Sordariomycetes; Xylariales; Hypoxylaceae
Product: globin-like protein
Exons: 1
Coding region: 536-1843 (435 amino acids)
Biological process (GO): nitric oxide catabolic process; cellular response to nitrosative stress
Cellular component (GO): intracellular anatomical structure
Molecular function (GO): FAD binding; nitric oxide dioxygenase [NAD(P)H] activity; oxygen binding
Source: RefSeq, a predicted model, not a curated record
CAUGGACAUGCUGUCACAUCAGGCCAUUUCGCCUCACGAGAAGUAUACUGCUCGUGUGAUUCGAACCGGUUGAAAACGACGGACAGAGAUUCUAAAGUCUUGUAUAGGGUCGGUUAUACCCGGCUACAUACCGUCAUGCUAUCCCACGCGCUAAAACAAUUUUUUUCCCCUUCAACAUCUCAGCCUGAGCCUGGCGGACCUGGCAAGUGACUCCGCAAAGCGGACCAAGAUGCAAUGCUGCAUCACUGGUACGGGGCGGUAAGUAAAAUAUUAAAAUCUCCCGGGUAUACUGUGUUCAUCCAUGAUGUUUCGAAACCUGAAAUGUUUUAUGUCGUUGAAUCGAAACCUAUACCCUGCGCAACUGGGUCAAUAAUUAAGACAUAUCUCGUUCAUUGUGACCAUCUCAUCCUGCAUGUCAGUUCCCUCAAUACGACAUUGCGGCUUGUCUGAUUUAUCAUUUUCGAGUUUUCGAUUUAUGUGCUUCAAUCCAUAUAUUCCCACGUCAUAUGGUCCUUAAGGACGACAAUCAGCCGCCAUGCUCAAUGCACAGGAGACAAAAUUAGUGAAGGAUACGAUCCCCGCUCUCCGUCAACAUGGAGAGCACAUCUCAACCGUCUUUUACAAGACGAUGUUACGCGAUCAUCCCGACCUUCACAACUAUUUUAACAAUGUAAACAUGCACACGGGAAAGCAGCCACGGGCAUUGACGUCACUCAUACUGGCCUUUGCCUCUAACAUCAUCAAUAUCAGCGAACUAACCCCCAAGCUGGAACGAGUAGCGCAGAAGCAUGCUUCCCUGAACAUCCAACCCGAGCAAUAUGAAAUUGUUGGGAGAUACCUACUGCGCGCAUUCUCUGCCGUGCUCGGCCCCUCGAUGACUCCUGAUGUCAAGCUGGCUUGGACGAAGGCGUACUGGGUCAUGGCGAAGAUGCUGACGGGUCGAGAGGCUCAUAUUUACCGAGAAUUUGAGGCAUGGAAGGCUUGGCGGAAGUUCAUGAUCUACGAUAAGAAGAACGAGACGAUAGGAGGAAGCAUCGUCUCAUUUACGUUGAAACCGGUCGAUGGCAAGGCCUUACCUACCUUCUUACCGGGCCAGUACAUUACUGUGAGGAUCACGGUGCCGGGUAUGAAGUAUGCGCAGCUUAGACAAUACUCGUUGAGCGAUGCGCCUAGCCCUGACCAUUACCGAAUUACCGUUAAGCGAGACCAGGGGACGAACUGGGACUACCUCUCACCUCGAGACGACAUGACUGUGUCGUCGGCCGCAAGCAGUGCCUCGGAUAGCAGUAUCGGGAGUGUGCAGCCGUGCAGACCCGGCAUCGUAUCGAACUCUCUCAUUGACGAAUUCCACGAAGGCGACACCUUGGAAUUAACACACCCAUCUGGUUCUUUCCACCUUAACCCUAACGUAGAUACCUCGAUGCCGCUCGUGUUAAUAUCUGCCGGGGUCUGCGUCGCCCCGCUCAUGUCGAUCCUAAACACAGUAGUAGAAAGGCGAAUCACUAGGCCCGUCUCGUGGAUUCAAGCGUCGCGACACGACGCCCCAUUCCAAGCGCACGUGGAGAAGAUCGCGAAGAAACAUCCGAACAUGAGGACCAAGUUCUUCAAGUCAAGGUUAUCGGAUAGCGAUGUCCUUUCAUAUACAUCGACCUUCGACAACGACUUCCUCUCUUUGACUGCCGAAGACUUGUAUCUCAGUAACAGGAUGACGGAAUAUUACGUAUGUGGUCCUGAGAAAUUCAUGAUCCAAGCUUCAAAUCACCUACAGAGGUAUGGUGUGCAGCCCGAGAGAGUACAGUUUGAAAUCUUCUCCGUGGGAAGCUUUGAGAUGGCACACGAUUAACUAACGAUGGAAUGAUUCUUUUUCGUAUAUGCGGCCCCAUAGGACCCACAUACCAAGAAGUCAUCUAGCAUGAUGCUUUGUGGUUUAAUUCCUUGGCUGGCAUAUCUCCUUUUGAAACACAGGCUUCAUACUGGUCGGAUUAUAGAAUAGGUACGGUUGAUGUCGGACUAAUGUGAUGGACGAAUACCGGGUAUGGAGGAUACUGGACAUAGAGGAGAAUGGAGUUCGACAACAAGGAGUACAUAUUUCGUUCUAAAGGGCUCUGGAAAGCCGAUAUUUUGCGGGCUAUAUUAGAAACGAUCCGGAAUUUUAAGCGGUAAUCAUAAAAUAGAAGAUAUUAAUCAGCUCACGCUGAAAAAAAGAGGAUUGCCCAAACACUUCAACAAUUUGGGCUUCAUGAAAUGGAUUUCCACCUGGAGCGCGGAAUCUUGUCGAGAGGGUUCAAGGUAGCGUUAUAUCUCUCAUCUCACUGAAUUCAAGCUUACAUUAGAGGGUUUUCAGUUAGAAUAAAGGAAA